AUGGAUUUUUCCUUCUUACUCUUAAUAAGUGUGGUUGUUUUCAUAUUGGAACAACAAGUCCCAGGGUCCCAUGCAAACAGAAGUCCAUCUGUAAAUGCUACUCCACAAACUCACCGUCGUGAAAGACGCUGCUCCUGUGAAAACCUGAAGGACAAAGAAUGUGUGUACUUUUGCCACAUAGGAAUCGUAUGGGUCGAUACGCCCAGUCAGGUCAUUCCCUACGGUGUGGGUUCACUCCAGAUGCGUCUAAGACGAGAUGUGGAACGAUGCCAGUGCACAGACAAGAGAGAUAAAAAGUGUGUGCGGUUUUGCUCUUACUUGGAUCUCCAGCAAGAAGAUGAAAAUGCCUCAGUCAGAAGGUACCAUCCUAGAAACUACAAAGAACGAUACAAGUCUAGAUUCCCCCGGAGACUGAGGAAUCACAAACCAACACAAACAACCUGAGAGAAAUGAAAAAAGCUAUGUAGUAACAUGCUGUAUAUUAUUACUAUUUGGGCAGCAAGCCUGGCCAUACGUCUGAACAUGUGUGCUGUGAAUGGUUUACGAAGUACAGUAUUAGACAUCAUUUCUAUUACUUUGGCUUGUCAUGAAAUGCUAGCAUCUCAAUAGUGACAGUACAGGAGUGAUACUGUAUAUUAUCUGUCAGUAUUUUGUAGAAUACUGUAAAACCGUAUUGUUUCUUAUUGACGUGUAAUAUAUAUUGUUUGAUGUUUCCAAUUUUGUUUCCUUAUAGUGAGUACAUUUGGAUAUUUAUUGAGAGCAAUAGCGGCUUAUGGGCACUUUAUGUUUGACAUUAAACAUAUAAGUUGGCCUUGGGAAAAGAUUUUUGUUUAGAAAGAGGACAUUGUCAAAAGAAAGAUUGAAGAUUUGAG
Molecule: messenger RNA, 872 nt
Organism: Onychostoma macrolepis
Lineage: Eukaryota; Metazoa; Chordata; Actinopteri; Cypriniformes; Cyprinidae
Exons: 4
Coding region: 1-444 (147 amino acids)
Biological process (GO): vein smooth muscle contraction; regulation of systemic arterial blood pressure by endothelin; regulation of vasoconstriction
Cellular component (GO): extracellular region
Molecular function (GO): hormone activity; endothelin B receptor binding
Source: RefSeq, a predicted model, not a curated record